AUGUCUGGUGGUGGCGCUGGAGCUUCUGACCGUGGCUCGCCGAUGCCGAGGGAGACUGCCGGAGCACCUAGUAGGCCGCCGUUGAAGCGUCAUCUUGCGUUUGUCUCGACGAAGCCACCAUUUGCACCGUUGGAUGAGUAUCACAGUUUUGCCGCCGUCGAUUCUAGGAAAGUCGCCGAUCAAGUGACUGAAGCAGUUGUUAUCAGAUCUCCGGUCAUAAAGAGGAAGAAUGGAAUGAAUGAAAGUGAAGGAGAAUCACAAAAGUGGACUAACAGCCCUGGAUACACUAAUGUAAUCAAUAGCCCCUUUAAAACUCCGUUAUCUGCAAAAGAUGGAAGGACAAACAAGUCAAGGGUUUCCAAAGAAGGCAGAUCAUGUCCUCCAACACCCAUCUCUAAUGCUGGCUCCCCUUCCCCUCUUACCCCUGCUGGUAGCUGUCGUUAUGACAGUUCCUUAGGUCUCUUGACAAAAAAGUUCAUCAAUUUGAUCAAGCGUGCAGAGGAUGGCAUUCUUGACCUAAAUAAAGCAGCAGAAACUUUGGAGGUGCAAAAGAGGAGGAUAUAUGACAUAACUAAUGUUUUGGAAGGCAUUGGUCUCAUCGAAAAGAAUCUCAAGAACAGAAUACAUUGGAAAGGAAUCGAAUCUUCUACGCCUGGUAAUAUGGAUGGUGAUAUCUCUAUGCUUAAGUCAGAAGUUGAAAAGCUUUCUUUGGAAGAGCAGAGUCUUGAUGAUCAAAUAAGGGAAAUGCAAGAAAGGCUGAGAAGUUUGAGCGAAGAUGAAAAUAAUCAGAAGUUCCUUUUUGUGACCGAGGAAGACAUUAAGGGCCUGCCUUGCUUCCAGCAGAAUGAAACUUUGAUAGCAAUCAAAGCUCCACAUGGAACCACCUUGGAAGUCCCUGAUCCUGAGGAAGCCGUUGACUAUCUACAGAGGAGAUAUAGAAUCAUUCUUAGGAGCACAAUGGGUCCCAUCGAUGUCUACCUUAUCAGUCAAUUUGAAGAGAAAUUUGAAGAGAUUAAUAAUGGUGCUGAGCCCCCCAUGAGCUUACCUCUUGCUUCAAGUUCAGGGUCUAAUGAGCAACAAGUGACGGAAAUGGCUCCUGCUGAAUGCAGUGGUAACGGACUUGAACCUCAAGCUCUCCUCUCUUCCCAGACAUACUCUGAACUCAAUGUUUCCCAAGAGUUUGCUGGGGGCAUGAUGAAGAUUGUCCCUUCAGAUGCCGAUAAUGAUGCUGAUUAUUGGCUUCUAUCAGAUGCUGAAGUUAGCAUAACAGAUAUGUGGAGAACAGAUUCUAAUGUUGAUUGGAGUGGAGUGGACAUGCUUCAUCCUGAUUUUGAAAUGAUCUCGAGGCCACAAACUCCAUCACCUGGACUUGCAGAAGCACCACCAACCGUAGCUAACCCUAAUCAGAGGUGA
Molecule: messenger RNA, 1413 nt
Organism: Lathyrus sativus (Indian pea)
Lineage: Eukaryota; Viridiplantae; Streptophyta; Magnoliopsida; Fabales; Fabaceae
Source: the annotation of a GenBank genome assembly